Molecule: messenger RNA, 984 nt
Organism: Priapulus caudatus
Lineage: Eukaryota; Metazoa; Priapulida; Priapulimorpha; Priapulimorphida; Priapulidae
Product: G-protein coupled receptor 6-like
Exons: 1
Coding region: 1-984 (327 amino acids)
Biological process (GO): G protein-coupled receptor signaling pathway
Cellular component (GO): membrane
Molecular function (GO): G protein-coupled receptor activity
Source: RefSeq, a predicted model, not a curated record
AUGAGUGGACUACUGACGUCAAACAUGAGCAACAGCAGCGUCAACGAAGAAAACAACCAAGUUAGCCGCGUGUUCUUUUCAAAUACGAAAACUUACGCUAUAGCAGUAAUAGUGGCAUUCUUCGUGUUGAGUUCGAUCGUCACGACAGUCGGCAACGGUCUCGUGAUCGUCAUCAUAGCGAGGAUUCGCCGACUGCGAACAGCAGCAAACCUCACGAUCCUCAAUCUGGCCUGCUGCGACUUUGUGAUAGGCUGUUCGUUAUUGUCGGCAUUCGUACCUCGUCACACGAUGCCGCAGUGCGCAGUGUUCGUGGGGUACGUAGCCACAAUCCUUGUAGCGUCGAUGGAAGCAAUUGCGCUCUGCACGACAAACAGGUACGUGGCGAUCGCGCACCCGCUACGCUACAGCCAGUGGAUGACAACCGAACGCACCCGUGUUCUCAUCGUCGCGUGUUUGCUGUACGCGAUAGGCUGCGGUGCUGCGUCGACCAUCCAAGCAACGUAUUACUGGAAUCCGUCCACUGCGUGCGUCGGUGAACUGAUAGUGGCGCCAGGAUUCGUGUAUUUUAUCGCUAGCCACUACGCGAUUUUAUUUGUCGUCAUGAUGUACUGCUACAUCUCCAUCGUCAAGAUCGCCAGGGACCAUGCGCGAAGGAUCGCCGCAGCGUCAGUGGCGGGUAGAGAGUGCACGACAAGUUUCCACGCGACAUGGAAGACGUCAAAGAUCAUGCUCAUGGUUGUCGGCUCCUCGUGGACUCUUCUUGCUCCGCACGUUCUCCACAUGGUCCUGAUCUACAGCUUCCCGUCGGGGCUUCAAACACUACGGGUUAUUCGAACUAAUGCCCUGCUACUGAAUUCACUGAUUAAUCCGAUAAUUUACUUCUACAAGUACAAGGAAUUUCGGUCAGCCGUCAGAGAACUUUUCGGUUGUAGGACGUCCUCUGAGGUUACAUCAUUUCAACCGGACACGGAGCAGGAAGAAUAG